AUGUCCAAGGCGAAGCAGCAGGCGUAUCAGUCCGCCCAACAAGGCCAAUCCUCCUGGUCCUUCGCCAGCGGCUUCAUCUUCGGCCAGCUCCUCCUCGCCCUCAUUCUCUUCACCUUCAUCAAGUUCUUCAUCUUCGGCGAGACACCCUCCGCGGACUCUCGCGCGACCUCACGAGCCGCGUCGCGCCGACAACGAACCCUCUCCCACACCCGACAACGCACACUAUCUACCGCGUUACGGCCGCGACCGAGCUUUGCUGUGCUGAAACCGCGGAACGAUGGGGGACUGACGGUGCAGAAGAUCUUAGAAAAGACGUAUUAUAAUGUGAGGGGCCACCAGCCGGAGAGUCUGGAUUGGUUCAAUGUCCUCAUCGCGCAGACGAUUGCGCAGUUGAGAGCUGAUGCGCAGGAGGAUGAGGCAGUUUUGGGGUCUUUGACACAAUUGCUUAAUGGCCCUAGCAAGCCGGACUUUAUCGACGAUAUACGGGUCACGGAGAUCAGUCUUGGGGAUGAGUUCCCCAUCUUCUCGAAUUGCAGGGUUAUUCCUGUCGAUGAGAAUGGGUCGCCGUUGAAGGAGUUGACGGGGCAGAGAGGGGAGAGGUUGCAGGCGAGGAUGGAUGUGGACUUGAGUGAUGUGGUUACGUUGGGGAUUGAGACGAAGCUGGUGCUGAACUAUCCGAAACCUUUUGUGAUGGUUCUGCCUGUAGCGUUGGCAGUGUCCGUGGUGCGGUUCUCAGGGACGUUGAGUUUGAGCUUUUCACCGUCAAAUCAGCCGAAUCCGUAUCCCGAGAAUGGAGAGGACGCUGAGGGGACGCCGCCUGGACAGCCGAAUAAGAAUGAAGGGCAUCCUUUGAACCCGACUGGGCAGAGUCCGACGACACUGACAUUCACGUUCUUGGACGACUACCGGCUGGAUCUGAGCGUACAUUCAUUAAUUGGAUCGAGAGCACGACUGCAGGAUGUACCGAAAAUUGCACAGCUGGUGGAAGGCAGAAUACAUCAAUGGUUCGACGAUCGAUGUGUGGAGCCGAGAUUUCAGCAGAUCGUGCUUCCAUCGCUCUGGCCUAGAAAGAAGAACACACGAGGAGGGGAGGAAGAAGCAGUGGCUGAUGAGACUACGGCCGAACAACGGACGAGAGACUGGGCAGCACAGCACUCAGGGCCAACAGUCGGCAAGCGUAGGGACGAUGGAGACAAGAGGAAAGAAGAUCUUAGCGAGAUCGAAAUCGCUGGCCAGGAGAUGCGAGAGGCUGACGAGAGAGAUCGGAGGAAGAAGCUUAACAAGGUUCGUUCUGACCUCGAUCGUGAUGGCAGCAGUUUGAGGAUGCGGACAGGGAGGGAUGUGAGCCAUGAAGGGAGUGCGCAAGGGGUGAAGGCGAUGUCUUGA
Messenger RNA from Zasmidium cellare ATCC 36951, 1386 nucleotides. RefSeq lists its product as uncharacterized. Gene Ontology annotation, cellular component: endoplasmic reticulum; ERMES complex. The record is from RefSeq and is a predicted model, not a curated record. Lineage: Eukaryota; Fungi; Ascomycota; Dothideomycetes; Mycosphaerellales; Mycosphaerellaceae. Gene Ontology annotation, molecular function: lipid binding. The transcript is spliced from 3 exons. Gene Ontology annotation, biological process: mitochondrion organization; phospholipid transport. The coding region runs from base 1 to 1386 and encodes 461 amino acids.